AAAUGUCAAACUUUGUUGACGUUGACAUUUAGAGCAUAUUUCUCCAAUACUUUGCUUGACGUCGAAUAUACGCCAAGUUAUCAAACUGGAUUUUUCCACGGUAGAAAACAAAUAGGCCGGAUUUAUUGGAUUUUACAGUACAUGGUACUGUAACGACUUGGAACGAAAAAGGACUUUUCUCUUUCUUUUUUUAAGUAAUGCAAGCAGCAGCAAUGGAAGAAUCUAACGCAAUCAACGUUGAACAACAACAAGAACAACAAUCUACUACUACCAACACCACCACCACCAACAACUAUCAAGAGCAAGCGGAACAACAGCCACCAUCAUCCCCAACAUCGGUAGCUACACCAACUAGCACCACUAGCGAUGGCACCGCUAGCAAUGCCGCAUUUAGCUAUGAUGAUUUGUUCCCGGCUUUACCAGCAAACACCUCUGCUCCAGUUGGCAAUACCACUGGUCCACCAUGUGUGCGUGUAACCAGCUCCAGAAAAACUCAUGUUCUACAUUUGGCAGGCGAGGAACGCAAAUCAACUGAUUCCGAAAAAUUCGGUGAAGGCGAAUCGAAACGUAUUUGCCUCCAAAUUUCAAAGGAAACUGGUGCUCAAAUUGAAAUUUCCAGCGGCAAGAACCAGUCGCUCACUUUCCUCAUUAAGGGCAAACAAAACGAAUUGCUCGAUGCUCGUCGUAAAAUUCUUAUGCAUUUCUCGACCCAAUCGAGCCGCUCCAUCACCAUUCCCAAGGAACACCAUCGUGUCAUUUUGGGUAAGGCUGGCAAACGUUUGCGCGAAAUCGAACAGGCCACCGCAACUAAGAUCACCAUUCCCAAUCAGAAUGAUGAUAGCGAUAUUAUAACAAUUGCCGGUACCAAGGAGGACAUUGAGAAGGCCGAACAGGAAAUUCGCCAGUUGUCGGCUGAGCAAUAUAAAAAGUCGUCGGAUCGCAUUUCGGUGCCCAAGAUCUAUCAUCCAUUCAUUGUGGGUCCCUACAAUGAGAAUUUGAACAAGAUCAUUGAGGAGACCGGGGCCAAGGUCAAUGUUCCGCCACAGUCGGUGCAAAAGGAUGAGAUUGUUAUUAUGGGCGAGAAGGAUGCUGUGGCCGCCGCCAAGGCAAAGGUAGAAGCCAUCUACAAGGAAAUGGAGAAGAAGUGCUCUACCGUCAGCGUGGAAGUAGCCAAGGCCCAACAUCGUUAUGUUAUCGGUCCCAAGGGUUCAACAAUUGCUGAGAUUCUUCAAUUGACUGGAGUCUCGGUAGAAAUGCCUCCACUGGACUCGCCAUUGGAGACCAUUACAUUGCGUGGUCCCCAAGUAGCUUUGGGCCAUGCCCUGACCGUGGUCUACGAGAAAGCUAAUUCGGUGAAGUCGGUCGAAAUUGAUGCUCCCCACUGGAUUCACAAGUACGUGAUAGGCCGCAAGGGUGUCAACAUGAAGCAGCUGGAGGAAGACUGCCCCAAUGUUAACGUCAAUUGCCUGGAGGACAAGAUCAAGCUGGAGGGUGAUCCCGAAAAUGUCGACAAGGCAGCUUCAUAUCUCAACGACAUUGUCAGCAACUACCAACAGAACUACACCUUUGUUGUGAUGCGUGUGAACCCGGCCUACUACAAGCAUAUCAUUGGCAAGGCCGGAGCCAAUGUGAAUCGCCUCAAGGACGAACUCAACGUUAACAUCAACAUUGAGGAGCGCGAUGGCGAGAACAAUAUACGCAUCGAAGGUCCCAAGGAUGGCGUUAAGAAGGCUCAACUUGAAUUACAAGAAAAAAUCGACAAACUGGAAAAUGAAAAAUCGAAGGAUGUUAUCAUCGAUCGUCGUCUGCAUCGCCAGAUCAUUGGUGCCAAGGGUGAAAAGAUCCGCGAAGUCAAGGACCGUUACAAGAACGUAAUGAUUUUGAUUCCCACACCCCAGGAGAACACCGACAUUGUUAAGCUGCGUGGUCCCAAGGAAGAGGUGGACAAGUGCCACAAGGAUCUCAUGAAGUUGGUCAAGGAGAUCCAGGAGUCGUCGCACUUCGAGGAGGUGCCCAUCUUCAAGCAAUUCCACAAGUUUAUCAUUGGCAAGGGUGGUGCUAACAUCAAGAAAAUCCGUGACGAGACCCAGACCAAGAUCGAUCUUCCUGCCGAGGGUGAUACCAACGAGGUGAUUGUCAUCACCGGCAAGAAAGAGAACGUUCUUGAGGCCAAGGAACGCAUUCAGAAGAUCCAAAACGAGUUGGCCGACAUCGUCACCGAGGAAGUACAAAUUUCUCCCAAAUACUACAACUCCAUUAUUGGCACGGGAGGCAAACUGAUUUCGUCCAUUAUGGAAGAGUGCGGAGGUGUGUCCAUCAAGUUCCCCACCAGCGAAUCGAAGAGCGAUAAGGUUACCAUCCGCGGCCCCAAGGAUGAUGUGCUCAAGGCUAAAUCCCAACUCCUGGAAUUGGCCAAUGAACGCCAAUUGGCUUCCUUCACUGCCGAAGUACGUGCCAAGCAACAACACCACAAGUUCCUGAUUGGCAAAAAUGGCGCUUCCAUUCGUAAGAUACGCGAUGCCACCAAUGCCCGUAUCAUCUUCCCCGGACCCGACGAUGCCGACAAAGAGGUCAUCACCAUUAUCGGCAAGGAAGAAAAUGUCAAACAGGCCAAGGAGCAAUUGGAGGCCAUCAUCAAGGACAUUGAUUUGGUUACCGAGGGAGAAAUCGCCGUCGAUCCCAAAUACCACAAACAUUUCGUGGCCAAGCGUGGUGAGAUCUUGCAUCGCAUUACCGAAGAGUGCGGUGGUGUUAUGAUAUCAUUCCCCAGACCCGGCGUAGACUCGGAUAAGGUGACACUGAAGGGUGCCAAGGACUGCAUUGAGGCUGCCAAACAACGCAUCUCUGAAAUCGUGGCCGAUCUGGAGGCACAAGUCACAAUUGAGGUGGUUAUACCACAACGUUUGCACCGCACCAUCAUGGGUCCACGUGGUUUCAAGGUCCAACAGGUGACCACGGAACACGAUGUACAAAUCAAAUUCCCCGAUCGUGAUGCCACCGAACCCGUCGAGGGCUUGGAGAACGGCACCAAUGGCAGCCUAGAUGGUGUGGCUACCGACGAGCCAGUGCGCCAAUGUGAUAUUAUUCGUAUUACCGGUCACAUUGACAAGUGUAAUGCCGCCAAACAGGCCCUCAUCGAUCUGGUGCCUGUCGUCGAAGAGCUUACCGUUCCUUAUGACUUGCAUCGCACCAUUAUCGGUCCCAAGGGUGCCAAUGUACGCGAAUUUAUGUCCACCUACGAUGUUCACAUUGAAUUGCCACCCAGCGAAGCUAAAUCGGAUAUCGUCAAGGUAUCCGGUACCCCAGCUCAUGUGGCCGAGGCCAAGAAAGCUUUGGAUAAAAUGAUCGAAGAGUACGAAGCCGAUCGUGCUGAUCGUGAGCUCCGCUCCUAUCAACUACAGAUCGAUGUUGAUCCCGAAUACCAUUCCAAGUUGAUUGGUAAACGUGGUGCCGUCAUCAACAAACUGCGUAAAGAUCACGACGUCAACAUAUCAUUGCCCAAGCGUGGUGAUCCCAAUCAGAGCACCAUUACCAUCUCCGGCUAUCAGGCAAAGGCUGAGGCGGCUCGUGAUGCCAUCAUGGAAAUUGUUGGUGAAAUGCAAAAUCUACACCGUGAGGUGAUUGAAAUCGAUACCCGUAUCCACUCUCACAUUAUUGGUCAACGUGGCCGGACUAUUCGUAAGCUUAUUGAAGAUUACAAGGUCGAUAUUAAAUUCCCAUCGCCUGAAGAGGCCAAGGCAAAUCCGGAUGCUGUCACCAUUAUUGGCAAGGAAGAGGACGUUGAAAACGCCAAGGAAGCCAUACUCAAUAUGGCUGAAGAUUAUUCCCGUGACUAUCUAGAAAACUUGCCACCCUCGCCUCAGCCACAGACAGUUGGUGCUUUCCUACCCGGCAACAAUAGUGCUGAAAAUGGAUUCAUCAUCAAGGAUGCUCCAUGGGAGAAGACGAACCAAGAUAAGAAGGGCAAGGCCUCAGCACCAAAUACUCAAUCCCAAGAAGAUUUUCCAGCCGUAGGUGGUGCACCAGUAUCAGCAGCUCCCAUGACAUCGGUUUGGGGACCCAAAAACUAAACAACAACAACAACAAGAGCAGCAGCAGCAGUAAUAGUUCACAGAUGAAGCUGUUUGCGAAAAAGGUGUCAAAAUCUGAAAGGUUGUCAAAAUAUUUACAUACAUACAAGCAUACUUAACAAUACAUACUGUGUAAUAAUAUCUACUAUUUAUUGCGAAAGGAGGAAGAAGAAUGGAUAAAACGACAAAAAAAAACGGCAAACGAAUCUAUGAUGUUAAAUAACAACUAAACCAACAACAGCAACAUAACAAAAAGACAAUGUUUUAUUUCUCUCUUCCACCUACCCUUUCCACUUUGCAAGCAAAUUACCAUCAAUUCAUUAUUAUUAUUCUCCAAUUAUUGUAUUUCUUUGUAUUCCUUCUUCGUCGACUAUUUGUUGAGUUGAUUACAUUCUAAAAUGACAUCGAAAACCCACUGAAGAAUAUUGAAAGAAAAUUACGAAAAACAAAAACAGAAACAAAACUAAGUAUGGUGAAAUAUUUGAAUUAAAUUCAAAUAAAUCUACUGAAUACACAAAACACAUUGACACUUGUUUCGUGCGCUUCCUUAAAACAAAUAACAAAACAAAAAUAAGAAUAAUAAAAUUCAAUAGUUUUUAUAAGCGAAAUAAAAUAAUACAAAAAGAAGAGGAGCCCAACUCAAUCCAAUAACAUGCAAAUGUAUUUAACAACUGCCACAAAAACCCACCACAAUCACAUGACAAAUUUCUUGUCACCAUCCCAACCACCAAAACAGUGGGGGGCUACAUAAAUGCUUUGUGAUUUAAGCAGGAGUUUUAUUUUGGAAGUUGUUGUUUUCCCUCUUUCCAUAAAAGCGUCGUUGUUGCUAAAUAUUUUUGCUUUUUGUUGGAGCGAAGCUGAGUUUAAAUUUAAUUAAUUAUAUAUAUAUAUAUAAUUGUAACAACAAUGAUGCCAAGUUUACACUUAAAAAAGAAAAUACUACACAUACACAUACAACAAACAUAUAUCAUAUAAAAUUUAUAUAAAAUAGAAAUGAAACAUAAGAGUUUAUUAAAACAAAACAAAACAAAAAAAAAAAAAAAAAAAGAAAUCAUGAUUUUUAUAUGAAAUAAACAAAAAAAAGUAAAACAAAAAACAUAUAGUGAAAGAAUGUCAUACAAGUAUACAGAAUAUUAUAUUUUUUUUUUCUUAUAAAUAUAAUAAUUAUAUUUUUGUCAUUUGUUUUGUCAUACUUCUUCUGAUGGUAAAGAAACAAAAGAAAAAACAAUUAAAAUAAAACAAAAACGAAAUACUUAAACAAUAUGAUUUGACUAAAACAAAAAACAAUGCCUUUUAAAACAAAAAAAAAAAAUUAAGAAAAGUCAUCACCACCAACAACAACAACACCCCAUUACAAAACAAACAAAAAACAAAACGUACGAAUUUCUUUUGAAAAUUCAAAACUUUUUUCCUACUACAACAACAUUUAUAAAAUAGACAAAUUAUUAUUAAACAAAAACAAAACAACAAGAACGUUAACAAAAUCCAUGCUUUUAUUAGUUUAAUAUUUGUGCAAUUUUUCCCCCUUUUUUGUGUUUCCAAUGUUUCGAAACCGAUUAUGUAUUUUUUGUAACAUUAUCACCCCCCAUCAUAUAACGAAAAAAAAAAUUGUACUUUUUCUUGUAACUUCUAAAACAUACAAAACAAAAACAAGCAAUUUAUAAAUAAUUAUAUAUUUUUUAAUUUUACAUUAUACUUUUUUUGUUUAAUCUUACCUACUACUACAAUUGUGUAUUGAAAAACGUAAUUGCAUAAUUUUUUAAAAAACAAUGAAAAAUUUUUACUAUUUUUUCAAAAACGAAAUAAAAAAAACAAAAAAAUGUA
Musca domestica (house fly) is the source of this 5894-nucleotide messenger RNA. It is a transcript of the gene Dp1, whose product is annotated as vigilin. The transcript is spliced from 6 exons. Gene Ontology annotation, molecular function: mRNA binding. NCBI's taxonomy places the organism in Eukaryota, Metazoa, Arthropoda, Insecta, Diptera, Muscidae. The record is from RefSeq and is a predicted model, not a curated record. The coding region runs from base 198 to 4070 and encodes 1290 amino acids. Gene Ontology annotation, cellular component: cytoplasm; nucleus.